Messenger RNA from Biomphalaria glabrata, 511 nucleotides. RefSeq lists its product as uncharacterized. Lineage: Eukaryota; Metazoa; Mollusca; Gastropoda; Planorbidae. Bases 100 to 498 code for a protein of 132 amino acids. The record is from RefSeq and is a predicted model, not a curated record. The transcript is spliced from 2 exons.
UCUUCAGCUGUCACACAGACAGAGAUACUAUACUGACCACUGGUCAACUGUACACUCAACUGUUUUAAGACACUGUAUGUGUACAACGCUACAUGUUGUAUGUGUACUAGGCUACUAGUUGUAUGUGUAGUACUGACAGACACUAACACGCCCAGAGGAGUUCAAACCCUUACAAAGAAAGAAAACAGAAAGACUCUGAUCCCUAGGCUUCUACUUGAAGAAAUACCUGACGAGCCCGGAGUGACCUUGUCACUGGAAAUAACAGCGUCAAAAUGGACACUCGUCGUAUUACCCUCUGCCAGUCAGAAGACGCUGUUCAAUCAGGCCGGGGAGAGGGAACUCUUGUUUGUUUUUGCUGACCUAGAGUUUCAAGAGCCUACUGCUCAACUCUACCUGACAGUUUCAAAUGGUGAGGUUUAUCUGAGCCUGAAAAGUUCCACUACAAACUGGACUAGCUACUGUAACUGGGGACAUAAGGCCGAAAAAAGGACAAAAUAAUAACUACACUGUA